This is a messenger RNA of Gallus gallus (chicken), 2587 nucleotides long. RefSeq names its product zinc finger protein 410 (gene ZNF410). The transcript is spliced from 10 exons. Gene Ontology annotation, molecular function: RNA polymerase II cis-regulatory region sequence-specific DNA binding; DNA-binding transcription factor activity, RNA polymerase II-specific. Gene Ontology annotation, biological process: regulation of transcription by RNA polymerase II. NCBI's taxonomy places the organism in Eukaryota, Metazoa, Chordata, Aves, Galliformes, Phasianidae. Gene Ontology annotation, cellular component: transcription regulator complex; PcG protein complex. The coding region runs from base 791 to 2128 and encodes 445 amino acids. The record is from RefSeq and is a predicted model, not a curated record.
GCGUCACGUCCGGGCGGCGGAGAUGCCGGUAAGGCUGACGGGGGCCGGGCGCUCCGCCGGGACUCGCUGUCCGCCGCGGGGCUGGGGCGGCCCCGGGCUGGCGGGAAGGGGAGGGUUAGGGCACGCGGCCCGCUGGGGUGCGGCCGUAGGGGUACGGCGCCGCGUAGGCCUCGAGCCGCGCCCGCCGCUCUCCCGGGCCCACUAUCCCGGGGCGGGCUGAGAGGUGGCGGAGCGCAGCGGUGGGGCGGCGGGGCGGGGCGGGGCGCUCCGCUGUGCUCUCACCGCCGUCGCUGCUGUCCCGACCCUGUGCGGCAGUACCCCGAGCACCGCAGGAACGCUUUUGAUUCUCUGUUAGGUGAUUUUGUAAUUGGGAUAAACGGGAGGAGCGGCGGGAACUUCGGUUUGUUCGCCCCUCAUUAGUAUCAAAGCCCUUUUUUGGUAGUUAAGAACGAUACAUCCCUGUUUUAGCUUGUGGUACAAAGAAGGAACGUUGUAUGACUGUCUGUGAAAUAGUGUCUGAAGAGAACUUACCUCACAAAUCCCUAUACCUAUCUGUAUCCAACAACCAAUUUGUCACCGUCACCAGUAGGACAUGUUACAGGAAAAGCAGAGGUUUCCUAGUGGUGGGGUUAAAUUGAAUAUUUGUGCAACGCAACUUCGUGCAGAAGGACCAUCACUUUGUUUUAUACUUCAGAAAAUAUGAGAAUAAGCAGAGUGUUGUUCUCUCUGAACUAAAAGUAUAUAUCUGUGCCUUGCUGAGGACAGCUGCAGGAAUUGAACGCUUGAAUCAAUGUUAUCGGAUGAGUUAGAAUCCAAACCAGAGCUGCUGGUUCAGUUUGUUCAGAAUACUUCUAUUCCACUAGCUCAAGGGCUGGUGGAAUCAGAGCCAAAAGACAUCACCUGUCUUUCUCUCCUUCCUGUUACUGAGACCUCAGAAUGCAACAGACUCAUGUUACCAGAUGAUGAAAGAGAUCUCACUUCUCCAAGUCACGCUAAUUCUUCCAAAGAUGUCUCUUCAUCUGCUGUGCUGAGGAGCCUCCAGGUAAACGUGGGCCCUGAUGGAGAGGAAACAAGGGCACAGAAUGUACAGAAACCAUCUGAACUUCUGUCAUCUCCAGAGACUUCCAGUUUACUGCAAGACCUCCAGCCCAGUGACAGCACUUCAUUUAUUCUUCUCAACCUAACAAGAGCAGGGCUGGGCUCUCCAGCAGAGCACUUGGUGUUUGUUCAAGAUGAAGUAGAAGAUUCUGGGAAUGACUUUCUCUCUCAUGAUAGCACAGACAGCAGUACUCCAUGGUUCCUGCGAGUGCAGGAAUUGGCCCAUGACAGUUUAAUUGCUGCAACUCGAGCACAGCUCGCUAAGAAUGCCAAAGCAAGCAAUAAUGGUGAAAAUGUUCAUCUUUGCUCAGGAGAUGGGCAACCGAAAGACUCUAGCCCCAUUCCUCACCUAUCUCGUGUGGAAAGGAAGCUGAAAUGCACAGUUGAAGGCUGCGAUCGGACAUUUGUGUGGCCAGCUCACUUCAAGUAUCAUCUGAAAACACAUCGGAAUGAUCGCUCCUUCACCUGCCCAGCAGAAGGCUGUGGAAAAAGCUUUUAUGUCUUACAGAGGCUGAAGGUGCACAUGAGAACUCACAAUGGUGAAAAACCCUUUGUCUGUACAGAGCUGGGCUGUGGGAAACAAUUCACAACAGCUGGAAAUCUGAAGAACCACCUACGAAUUCACACUGGGGAAAAACCCUUUCUGUGUGAAGCACAGGGAUGUGGUCGCUCCUUUGCUGAGUACUCCAGCCUUCGAAAACAUUUGGUUGUCCACUCAGGAGUGAAGCCCCAUCAGUGCCAAAUUUGUGGGAAGACAUUUUCCCAAAGUGGUAGCAGAAAUGUGCAUAUGAGGAAACACCACUCCCGAAUUGGAACAGGUGGCAGCAGAGAGCAAGAACAGCCAGAGUCGUUGAUGGGCAGUAGUUUGCUGGAAGAAUCUACAGUGCAUAGUAAGAAUCUCAUCUCCGUGAACUCUCAGCCCAGCCUUGGUGUAGAGUCUUUACACCUGCCAGAUACUGAGUCUAUUAUCGGAGUAGAGGAGGGUGAGACCAGCUGCUCUUUCUUCCGCCCUCUUAUAUGUAGUGACUGAAGUGGGAUUGAUCGUUCCUCCUAGAGACUCACCAUGUUGCAGUGGGAUGAGUAAACACUGUUUUAACUGUGCACAGAGUGAGUUGGGUAGAUGGCGAACAAAUGAUAAAGCUGGAGCUGGAGAAGACGUGCUGGACCAAGUUUCUCUCUGCAGAGCUCAAAAUGUGGUCUACUGCUUAAAUGUCAUUUAGCCCAUGUUGUGGAACGCCAUUUCAAAACUGUUCAUGCAGUCCAUUCUCCUAAAGCCUAAAGCACUUGUUGUACUGGAGCACUUAGAAGUUCCAGUUAAGGACCAGGAUCUCAUUGUGUUAGGCACUGUACUGAAUGUACAAACAUUCAGUAUCUUGAGCAACAGGCCUUUCAUCCUUUACCUUCAGAGACUAUAUUCUAAUACAUCUCACUGUCAGGAGCUGACUUAAUAUCUGAAAUAAAUGUACUACUUGGUAUCAUUUAAUUACAA